This is a messenger RNA of Athene cunicularia (burrowing owl), 600 nucleotides long. Its product is annotated as keratinocyte proline-rich protein-like. Bases 1 to 600 code for a protein of 199 amino acids. Lineage: Eukaryota; Metazoa; Chordata; Aves; Strigiformes; Strigidae. The record is from RefSeq and is a predicted model, not a curated record. The transcript has a single exon.
AUGCACUACCUCAAAGGCAGCAGCGACCAGGACUUGUGCCACGAUGGUUUGGCCUGUGGUGAGAAAGGCUCGACGUGGCACGGUUCCGCGGGGUGCUGCCAUGAAAUCCCCGUGGGCACCACGGCCUUGCCCCCUUGCCAUGACCCCGGCAGCCUCAGCCGUGACGUUGAGGGGUCCUGCCAGAGCGAACCGCAAGGCUGCCAGCCCCUCGAGCCGUGCCCACCCCGGAGCUGCCGCCCGCCUCAGCAAAGCUGCGAUUUCGGCAAGCCCUGGCGGCGGGUGGAGGUGAGCCACGUGCAGCCCGUUUGCCCCCCACCUGUGAAAAUCCAUCGCCGGCCGCUGCAGCAGUACCGUCCACCCCUGCACUGUGAGGAGCCGGGCUGCUGUGGCAAACCCCGGAGGCGAGUGGAGCAGUGCCCGGUGGAGGAUGCCUGUCCCCCCGUGAUACUGCAUCCCCGGCCGCUGCAGCACCGCUGCCCCUGCGCCCCGAGCUGCCGCCUACCCGUCCAGCGCUGCUGCCCGACCACGGCGCCGCUGCAUCCCAGCCAGCACCAGCAAAAGCAAAUCCCUCUCUUGCCCCCCUGCCUGCAGAAGAAAUGA